Haliotis rufescens (red abalone) is the source of this 375-nucleotide messenger RNA. RefSeq names its product perlucin-like. The coding region runs from base 43 to 279 and encodes 78 amino acids. The transcript has 3 exons. NCBI's taxonomy places the organism in Eukaryota, Metazoa, Mollusca, Gastropoda, Lepetellida, Haliotidae. The record is from RefSeq and is a predicted model, not a curated record.
GCCCGUAUUUGUUCCUGUAAUACCACGACCUGCAGCCCGGGUAUGAGAUGUUUGGUCACUCGAUCUGGAAAAGCUGCCUCUAUCCAAGGUUCUACUAAGUGUCCAGGCGGAUUUCACAAGCACCGAGAUUCCUGCUAUUGGUUCUCCAACAAGAAGGGAACAUUUGACGAAGCAAUGUCACGAUGCAACCACCUUGGCGCUGACCUUGCAUCUAUCACCAGUCGAGAAGAAGAAGACUUUAUCAAAGAGUAUGCGACUCUGUCAAGAACAGGUGUGUAAGUUAAUAUUGAAGCUGAUAAGGUAUGUCACACUUCAAACUGGUAAAAUUCACCGACUUGAAUAAAUAUAACAUCAAAAUACAGAUGUGCGCUUGGA